CUCACACAACUACUUUUACCCACGUAAGCAACAACUUAAACCAAACCAUGGGUAGUUAUACUUAUUCACACGAAACAAGAUCUACCUUUUCCGAAACCAAUUUUCAAGAAAACCAACACCAAAACCUCGAAUUUUCAGAUCAAACAACGUUUGACCACGAAACCAAAUCUGGGUUCCUCAGGAAACAAGAUUCUUGGCCCAAAAACAGCACACCCAGAAGGAAAAAUCAAGUGUUUCUUGAAGGGUAUGUAGAGACAUCCGAUGAAGAUGAACUUGUUAGGGCUAAAAGUUUAACAGAUGAAGAUCUUGAUGAACUUAAAGGGUGUUUGGAUUUAGGGUUUGGGUUUAGUUAUGAUGAAAUUCCGGAGCUUUGUAACACUUUGCCGGCGUUGGAGUUGUGUUAUUCUAUGAGUCAGAAGUUUCUUGAUGAUCAACAGAAGUCGCCGGUGGUUGAUGAACCGGUUUCCUCCCCACCUCCGAUUGCCAAUUGGAAGAUUUCUAGCCCUGGUGAUCGUCCUGAAGAUGUGAAAGCAAGACUCAAGUAUUGGGCACAAGCAGUAGCUUGCACAGUUAGAUUAUGCAACUAAAGAUUUUGUUAAAUAAAUCACCAUAUGAGAAAAUCCAAGAUUUGGCCUUGAGAUGGAUGCUUGAGUUUCUGUUGAUGAGGGGUUGCAAAUUCCAGAAUUAGAACAAGAAAAUGAAGACAAAUCAAAUGAGUUAUGAUGAAUUUAACUAAUAGAGCAGCUUGUAUCAAGUUUUGACACAAUCUCAACCAAGGCAAAAUUGAUUGAUGGCUUGUAAAUUAUGGUCAUUGAAUAAAAUCUGGAAAUUGAUGUUAAUCUGGUUUCUGUUUUUUUUUUUCUUUUUUCUUUUCCUGUUAUUGCCAUAUUAAUGUAGAAAAGAAAUACAAUACAAUAUAAAUAAAUAAAGAUAAAAUAUAAAGGGUUUGUUUAUCACA
This is a messenger RNA of Helianthus annuus (common sunflower), 958 nucleotides long. RefSeq lists its product as uncharacterized. The transcript is spliced from 2 exons. The coding region runs from base 48 to 587 and encodes 179 amino acids. NCBI's taxonomy places the organism in Eukaryota, Viridiplantae, Streptophyta, Magnoliopsida, Asterales, Asteraceae. The record is from RefSeq and is a predicted model, not a curated record.